UUGUCAACGGAAGACAAAUGCAAUCGUUUCGAUCACAUCCACGACAUGUUCGAGAAGGCGAAGGUCUUGAGCGACGAUAAGGUGCAGUUAGCGAUGCAGACCUACGAAAUGGUCGACAAACACAUCCGCAGACUCGACACAGAACUCACUAAAUUUGAUAAUGACUUGAAGGACACACAGUUGACCAUUCAGUCCGCAGAACCGGUCACUCAUACCGCCGAAGACGGCAAGAAAAAGGGCAGAAGGAGUGAUAAAACUAAGAGCACGGGAUUUAACCCAAAGAACGUCAUUAAAACUGAAUCAGAAAAGGGAAAGAAGAAACAGGAGAUGAAAAUGUCUGAAAGCAGUGUCUUAGCCAAUAGUUCCGUUGCUUCCGUUUUGCCCGCAUUGAUGGCUAACUCUGAUAUUGGCCUCGAUAUGGCUGUGGAUCCA
Molecule: messenger RNA, 432 nt
Organism: Medioppia subpectinata
Lineage: Eukaryota; Metazoa; Arthropoda; Arachnida; Sarcoptiformes; Oppiidae
Source: the annotation of a GenBank genome assembly